This is a messenger RNA of Topomyia yanbarensis, 7343 nucleotides long. It is a transcript of the gene Npc1a, whose product is annotated as NPC intracellular cholesterol transporter 1. Gene Ontology annotation, molecular function: lipid carrier activity. Gene Ontology annotation, cellular component: membrane. NCBI's taxonomy places the organism in Eukaryota, Metazoa, Arthropoda, Insecta, Diptera, Culicidae. The transcript is spliced from 12 exons. The record is from RefSeq and is a predicted model, not a curated record. The coding region runs from base 408 to 4967 and encodes 1519 amino acids.
UGAGUUUCAGUCAGUUUCUUUUCAGCUCUCGUGUCGUGUGGACGGAUAGUAAAGUGUCGAAAGUUCCGUUCGGAUUGCGUGACCAGAAAUUAUGCGCUGAGUGCAGGAGCAGAAAACUAACCGUUCAGGGGAGCCAAACGUUAGGAAAUCGCUUGGCGGAAGCCAAAAAGCCCCCUUUUUUGUUUUGUUUCGCGUGCAUUAGGAAGAGGACGCUGUUUUAUUCGGUUCCGUGCAAGUGUUAUCCCUCCAAAUGUAACAGCUUAGCUGUAAAAAGAAAGAAAAUCUUGUGCAAUUUUAUGUUUCUAAAGAGGCACACUUUUUAGUGGAAGUGAAAUCUUGGUGUGCCUUAGUUUUAGUUUAAUUUUUGGUGGUUUUGUUGCAUUGUAGCUAAAAUCAUUAGCCUCAACAUGUCCUGCAGCGGAAAAGAAAUUAUCUUGAUUGCGGUUUUGACGCUGGGAGCGCUAAAAAUGUCACUUGCACAAAUGACGACAGCGGACACCGGUGGCGGAGGAGGUGGUGGCGGCGGCGGUGGCGGCCAGUGCAUAUGGUACGGUGUGUGUAACAACGAAACCGCACUGACCUCCCAGUACUGCAACUACAGCGGACCGGCCAAACCGAUCGAAGACAAAACACGGGACCUGCUGAAGGUCUGGUGCAAGCAUCUACUCGUCGACGAGGACGGCGAUGGGAGCAUCAAUACCUGCUGCGACUCAGAACAGGUCCAAAUCCUAAACAACAACGUCAAGCUGGCGGCGAACUUCCUCGCCCGCUGCCCGUCAUGCAUGGCCAACCUGGUGCGACAUAUGUGCGAUUUCACCUGCCGCUGGAAUCAGUCAACAUUCAUGGAGGUGAAGGCCACAGAGCUGAACGAAAAUACCAAAAAAGACUACAUCACCGAGAUCGAUCUGCACAUCACGGAGCAGUACAUGAAUGGAACGUACGGUUCGUGUAAUCAGGUUUCGGUACCGUCCACCGGUCAGCUAGCGCUGGACCUUAUGUGCGGCGAGUGGGGAGCGUCCCGCUGUAGCGCCAGGAAGUGGUUCAACUACAUGGGUACCAAGGAGGGUAACUACUACGUACCUUUCCAAAUCAACUAUAUUGCCCAUCAAACGACCGACACUGGCGACGACAAGUUUCAGCCUUUGAAGCCCCGAGUAGUGCCCUGUAGCGAGAGGCUGGAUGAUAAUACACCGGCCUGUUCGUGCAUUGACUGUGAGGCUUCCUGUCCACGACCACCUCCGCCGUCACCUCCAGCCCAACCCUUUAUGAUAUACGGUCUCGAUGGAUAUGCUGUGGUGAUGUUCUUCGUGUUCAUCGUGUGCAGUGGUCUUUUCUUGAUUGGCGCUUGUCUUUGCCAAUCCGGCGGAGGAAAUGGUGCCGAACUCCUGGUGCCGGGCGAUACCUUGCACUCAGACCUGCGCUCGACCGUGGGUCGCCGUUUGGCUGGUGGACUGUCUAACAGUGGCGAUCUGGGAACUGACCGCGAAGAUUCACCCCUUCAAUCGAAGAGAUCGAGUGCCAGCUGGGAUGGUGAACAAGAACUCCGGCCGCAUCCUUCGGUUCUUCAUGGAGACGAAGAUACCGAAGCCGGCUACUUUGAGCGGUUGGGUGCGAAAACGGAAACCGUACUGGAGAAAUUCUUCACCGCUUGGGGUACGACGUGCGCCAGAAACCCGUGGAUCGUUUUACUGCUUGGUAUCCUCUUCAUCGUGGCUAUGGGCUUCGGUAUCAUGUUCCUGCACGUAACAACCAACCCGGUCGAGCUGUGGGCUUCGCCCACUUCACGGUCCCGCGUCGAACGUGAGUACUUCGAUUCGCACUUCGAACCGUUCUACCGGAUCGAACAGAUCAUUAUCAAGGCGGAAAAUUUGUCCAACGUUAUUCACAACACCUCUAAUGGGGUGAUCGAGUUUGGACCGGUAUUCAACAAACAGUUCCUCUUGGAUGUGUUCGAGCUGCAGGAGUCAAUCAAGAAAGUAGAAACCAAACUAGACGAUAAUAGUACCGUAGGAUUGAAGGAUAUUUGCUAUGCACCUCUGAGUUCGGACUACCGGGGGCCUAUCGAAACAGAGGAUUGUGUUGUGCAGUCGUUGUGGGGCUACUUCCAGGAUGAUAUUGAAAAUUUCGAUGCGGAGGACGAAGAUCCACAAGGAUAUCCCGUCAUUUACCUCGACAAACUGAUGCAGUGUUUCGGUAACGCGUACAAUCCGGAAUGUUUAGCACCUUAUGGCGGGCCUGUUGAUCCAGCAAUUGCCCUUGGAGGCAUCCCGCAACCAAAAUCAUCGGACGAAAAGCCCAAAUAUGAAAACGCUAACGCUGUCAUUCUGACCUUCCUGGUUAAGAAUUAUCAUGACAAAACUAAACUGAAAGCUGCGCUGACCUGGGAACAAAGCUAUGUAGAUUUCAUGAAGAAUUGGACGCGAGCUAACAUGAGUAUUGCUUUCACUUCGGAAAGAUCGAUUGAAGACGAGUUGCGACGAGAAUCGCAGUCAGAUGUUUCCACUAUUCUAGUAUCGUACAUCAUCAUGUUUGCUUACAUUGCCGUUUCACUGGGUCAUGUAAAUCAGUGGAACAGGGCGCUAAUCGAUUCUAAGAUUACGCUAGGUCUUGGUGGGGUCAUUAUUGUGCUAGCCUCUGUCGUAGCUUCCGUCGGUAUAUUCGGCUACAUUGGGAUUCCUGCUACUCUUAUUAUAGUCGAAGUCAUUCCGUUCCUAGUUCUCGCAGUUGGUGUGGACAACAUUUUCAUUCUGGUACAAACGCAUCAGAGAGACACUAAGAAACCGAAUGAAACGCAUGCAGAACACAUUGGUCGCAUCCUUGGUCGUGUAGGACCUUCCAUUCUGUUAACAGCGAUCAGCGAAAGCUGUUGCUUUUUCCUGGGUGGUCUCUCCGACAUGCCUGCGGUUCGUGCCUUCGCUCUCUAUGCCGGUAUGGCAUUACUGAUUGAUUUCCUGCUACAAAUCACAUGUUUCGUGAGUCUACUCGCUCUGGACACAGCACGACAGGCGGACAACCGGUUAGAUGUCUUGUUCUUCUUGCGUGGCUCCAAGAAAGACAUGCCUACCGGUGCCAGCAAGGAAGGUUUGCUGUACAAGUUCUUCAAGAGUAUUUAUGUGCCUUUCAUUAUGAAAAAAGCGGUUCGUGUUAUAGUGAUGGUCAUAUUUUUCGGCUGGUUGUGCAGUAGCAUAUCUGUAGCACCUCACAUUGACAUCGGUUUGGAUCAGGAGCUGUCCAUGCCCGGAGAUAGCUUCGUACUCAAAUAUUUCCGCUAUCUGGGCAAGUAUCUUAGCAUUGGUCCUCCAAUGUAUUUCGUGGUCAAGGGCGGCCUCAAUUAUUCACAAUCGUACGAUCAGAAUUUAAUCUGUGGAGGACAGUAUUGCAACUUGGACAGUUUGUCCACACAGGUGUACAUUUCUAGUAAGAGACCGGAGGAAACCUACAUCGCUCGACCAGCAGCAUCCUGGUUAGAUGACUAUAUCGAUUGGUCUGCGGCGGAUUCAUGCUGCCGGCAACAGCCUAAUGGAAGCUUCUGCCCACAUGAAUUGACUAGUUGCCAUAAAUGUAGCAUAAAUCGUACUUCGGAGAAUAGACCUACUUCAAAUAGCUUCCGCCGGUAUGUGUCAUUCUUCUUGCAGGACAAUCCAGAUGAAAACUGUGCAAAGGCAGGUCAUGCAGCGUACGGCAAUGCAGUCAAUAUCAUAACACCAAUGCAAAGCAACUACAGUGACGUUGGGGCCUCGUACUUUAUGGCGUAUCACACAAUUUUAAAGACGUCUUCCGAUUACUUCGAAGCGUUGCGUUCGGCUCAGAAAAUUUCCGCUAACAUCACCAGCACGAUCCACGCCAAGUUGCGUCUGGAUGGCCGAAGCGAAACGGAUAUUCAGCAGGUCGAAGUGUUCCCGUACUCUGUAUUCUACGUAUUCUACGAGCAGUAUUUAACCAUGUGGCCGGACACGCUCAAGAGUAUGGGCAUUUCGGUGCUGGCCAUCUUUAUCGUGACAUUCCUGCUAAUGGGCUUCGAUAUCCACUCGUCGCUGGUGGUGGUCAUUACUAUUACGAUGAUCGUAAUCAACAUUGGCGGACUGAUGUACCACUGGGACAUUUCACUGAAUGCCGUGUCGCUGGUAAAUCUGGUGAUGGCCGUCGGUAUCAGUGUGGAAUUCUGCUCCCAUCUGGUGCACAGUUUCUCGGUAUCGGUAGAGGAGACGCGCGAGAAACGAGCCGCCGAUGCACUUACCAAAAUGGGAAGCUCGGUCUUCUCUGGCAUUACGCUGACCAAGUUCGGUGGCAUCCUGGUGCUAGGGUUUGCCCAGAGUCAGAUCUUCCAGGUGUUCUACUUUAGAAUGUAUUUGGGCAUCGUGCUGUUCGGUGCCGCCCACGGAUUGGUGUUCCUGCCAGUGCUGCUAAGUUAUAUCGGCGCUCCCAUCAACAAGGUGAAACUGGCGAACCACCGACGGCAGGCGAUGCAGGACACCCAGGAGACGUCGCUCUCAAACCGCUGGGAUGAAAGAAUCUUUGUCUUUGACCAGGUUGAAGCCGAUGUCCAUGGCGUGAUGUACCGCAGAAGACGUUCCAACGACAACGUCGCCUCCCGCAACACCAACCAUGAGAUUGAGAACGAUGAUAAUGAUGAAGAUGAAGACCAAGAGCACCACUACUACCAACAGCACCACCAGCAGCAGCAGCAGCACCAGCAACAACAACAGCCACAUGUCCUUGAACAACCAUCCAGCAGUAGGCUGCGGGAGCCAGACCAACAGCAGCACGAAACGCGAGCCUUCGUCCAUCCGGAAGCGUAUACAGAGCAACUUACCGAACCUCUUCUGCAGCCAUCAACCAGUCAGCGCGGCACCACGCACCGAUCUGUAGGGGGAGGUGGAAGCAAAGCGACAACAACAGCAGCAGAACCUCCGUGUGACAAACAUGUGAUUCUCGACGACAAAUCAGUAGCAGCCAGCGUCAACUAGGUUACUGCGCGAACUCAUACUAAGUAACUAUUAUUAUUUAUUCAAAUUCGAAUUGUUGAGGCUGGUUCAUCGACGUUUUCGCUCUCGCAUUUGUAAAGUGGAUACACAUCGUAUAUUAUAUCAUCAUCUGGAUCAUACGAAUUGUCACAGAUCAAAAACUCAUCUUUUCCUUAAAGAUUCGAAUGAAUCGCACGAGUGCGGCUGAUAACUAUGUAUAGUUCUAUUAUAUUUGAUAGAGAGAAUAAAAAGUAUGACGCACGUGGAGGAGAGGCGUUCUAAUAGUAGCUGUUAAAACUAGGACCUUAUUUUGUACUGAAAAAUUACAGUUUAUACAGAUAUAAGGAGUGCGUUGAAAUGGAUCUUUAGAUAGACGAUCACGAAAAGGUAAACAUUCUUAUGAGUAAUUUCAAGCAGCGAAAUGUUAGAAAAGAAAAUCCAGUAAAAUCAAAACUGUUGUUCUGACGACGAAUCGCAGAUACGAAAAGGUCGUUGGUAAUUCUGUUAUCCAAUAAGGGAAUGGGUCAAAAAACGCAUUACAAUUAAACCAAUGAAACUGUCAAUGUCUAGGAAAUAAUCAAAUGAAAAAAGGCUAGUUUUUAGUUGUAUAAGGAAGUAAAUUAUCUCUUACUAAAUGUUAUUAAAACAUGGAGGAAAAAAAUGAAAGCUUGUUCACGGUCCUACCUGUAAAGGUAGAAUGGUCCAUUGUUAUACGGUUGCGGUUCAUUCAAGUGAAGCGCGGUUUGGUGACAAAAGAAGAGUGCUAAUGUGAAUCGCCUUAUUAAUCGGUUCCUGUUUUCAUCGUCGUUGCAGUUGAUCUGCUCAUGCAAGGUGUGUGAAGUGUUGUAGUUUCGCCUAUUACCACAACGCCAGUGCGGAGCGAUUGGAAAGUGUGUGUAUGCGUGGGAAGGAAGCGAGUAAAUGUAUAUUCCUGUAUUUAUGAUAGUAGGUUACUGGCAGGCUUUGUGUGUCCGACCAAAUAGAGCAAAUUCUAGGAAAUAGGAGAAGGAAAAGAUAGGAAAAACUUUGUGGCUUAAAUAUUUAUGCCAUGAAUUAGUGAAAAGAAGGCAGCAAUGCACGGUGGUAAUGCAGGUGACGAAAAGAUGGUUUAAUAUCUUUGGUGGCGCACAUCAUGAUCCCGAGAGGCUUGUUUGAGAUUGUAACAUACUACAUUCCUUAUAAUAUUUGUUCAAAAAUUCUAAACGUUACAUAUUUCUUCGGGUUGCUCAUUUUUGCUAAAUUUGAUUUGCAAUCUCAUUAAUUUUCCGUUUCAUCUAAUGAGGAUCGUAUUCGAUCGAACCCCUCAACGGAUGGACUGUUAAGCAGAAUAUGGCAUUCCGCUUAGUUUUUCAUAACGAAAGAUUGAUUCUUCGAACGAAUUCGACACCCAUUUUAUUUCACUCUAAAUUAGAGAAAAUGCAAACCACAUUCCUCCGAGAACGCAAUCCGUCGUAAUGUAAAAUAAGUCUAUACUCAGCGUUGAUCCAGUAACCACUAACUUUCUACUCACCUGAGCCAACAUAAUUAGAACUAACCUCGUGUGAUAGUGAGGUUUGAUUCAUCUUAUUUUAGGACACGUUACGUUUGCUGUGUCAUGGAUCCUUCUUUAGCAGUGUGCUUAAAUAGCUCCCAUUUCAACUAAUAAACUGCCCUUACAAACGUAUCGCUUACUCAUUUACGUGUUGUUCAAUAAUAUAUGUUCCUGCAAUUUGAAUUUAAAUUAUUUUUUAACUUUGUAGAAGUGACAUUAAAUUCACUUCUCCAAACAACAACGAAAAUACAUACUAUUCUAGCCAUCAUAUUGAGCUAUUCGUCGAUAGAACUUCUCACCUGCUUCCACUGUGCAAGGAAUGCUGUAAAUGUUUCGGCCUUUAAAAAUAACUUUAUUCUUUGCAUCUUCUGCUAAACAAAUACUUUUUUUUAUUAACGUUAAAAAUGAAUCCGGUCCAAUAGUUAUUUUCUUCUGUUUACUACGGCUGUAGGUUUAUCAUAGCUCUCGUAAGAAAGGCAGGCUUUCUUCGUGAUUCCAUUUAUCGAAAAGUAUUUCUAGAAGAUAGGAUGCACACACUAGGUUUGUAUAUUUUUUCAACUAUUUCGUAGAACCACAGAAAAACAUUGGCAUAGGAAAGAUUUAUUCAAUCAUUUAUAUCUAGGUGAAUGUUGUUCGUUUUAGUAAACAUUAUUUUAGGUCUCAACUAGCGGUGUGUCCUUAUGAAUCAAAGAGCUAAUGUACGUAUACAACGAUUUUAGUUUGGCGAUUUGAACUGUAUUUUAGACCUAUAAUUUGUUGCAACAUGUGGCAAUAGAGGAAUCAAACUGUUAUUGUAUUUUAUCAAGAAAAGGUGGAAAAUAAAUGAACUGAACUAUUAUACUAUAUCA